AACAACGAACGUAUUUUGUUAUUUACAACCUUUUCCAUAUACUUAUUAAAACUGAGUUCAAUUAACUCGAACCCACGCGGACGAAAAUAUUGACAGUUACAGCCAUUUAUUUACAUCUCAAGUCGCUUUGCAGUAAAGAGCGCUGGCUUUAACAGUGCUGCUCAAGUGUAAGGUCAAGAAUAGCGCAUAGCGGUAACGUUAUAAUAUAUUUCACAACAGCGACAGGAAAGAAAAACCCGUAAAUCAAAACAUUCAGAGAAGAUCGCUGUGGGCCAGUAUCAAGAGAACCAUGGAUGCUUCGGCACGCAAGAAGCGUUAUCAGGAGCUGAUAGAUCAAGGACACGAUCUCGCACUGAGAACGCAAAUCGACAAUGCUGUCGACAUUUUCCAAGGCGUUUCGUCCAUCCUCAUGCAAACAAACAAAGUCAUGAUGCAUGGAAUAAAAUCUGACACUGUGGAAAAUGCAACGGAAGUUUGCAUCAACGUACAGAUUGUGAAAAUGAGCCAUGAUCUGGUAGGAGCAGCGCUGCAAAGGAGUGAAAACUCUCAAUUCUGCGACGAGGAACUGACAACCGCGAUCAUGACAUUGGUUGGGAAUGCGGAAGGCCAGAAAGGAUGGGAUGCGUUCGGCAAAGCUGGAAUAACUGCUUUUCGUAUGUCGAAACACUCGCCAUGCCUUUACGGAACUUUUGAACACCUUCCUCCCGCACCGGUGGAAAAACCAGUGAAAGAGCGCCGUCGAAGACAACGACAAGAACUAGGUGAAGUUCGUAAACCGGAAAUAGUAAAAAGAUUAAAUCAAGAGGAAGCCGAUGCACGCAAAUUGCAAGACGUUAUGGAGCAAUUGAAAUCGAUCUGUCAAGAAAGAGGUACAUCGGUCCCAUAUUUUGAACUUAUUACGGAUCCUACGGAUUAUAUGAGCACAGUUGACACUGCAUUUCGAAUGUCUUUUCUCAUCCGCGAUGGAGCCGUUGUGCUGGAAAUGGUGAACGGUAUCCUGUGCGCCCGACCUACCAGCGAAGGAGAAAAACGUAGUUCGAACGACGAUAAUGUUCAGGCCAUAUUGUCUUUUAACUGCGCUCAGUGGAAGGACUCUAUCAAACGAUUCCGUUUGCAAAGACCACUUUUAUCUGUCGACCGAGAAAUUGCGGAAAGAAGUCAACAAUAGCAUAUCUGGCAUAACAUACAUAAAAAAAACACGGAAACUGAAAUACAACCAUACAAAUUUUCAUAUUUUGAACCAAAUAAAAGCAUGUUU
Molecule: messenger RNA, 1258 nt
Organism: Anopheles bellator
Lineage: Eukaryota; Metazoa; Arthropoda; Insecta; Diptera; Culicidae
Gene: Nse4
Product: EP300-interacting inhibitor of differentiation 3
Exons: 6
Coding region: 290-1168 (292 amino acids)
Biological process (GO): DNA repair
Cellular component (GO): nucleus; Smc5-Smc6 complex
Source: RefSeq, a predicted model, not a curated record